Molecule: messenger RNA, 1768 nt
Organism: Ornithodoros turicata
Lineage: Eukaryota; Metazoa; Arthropoda; Arachnida; Ixodida; Argasidae
Exons: 2
Coding region: 49-1035 (328 amino acids)
Molecular function (GO): protein binding
Source: RefSeq, a predicted model, not a curated record
GGAACGGAAUUCUCCCGCAGAGAAAUAACAGUUGGAUUAGUAUCAACAAUGCUGCGGGUGUAUGUAGCCCUGUUCGUCACACUUGGGAUUCUGAGUUCGGCGUUUCCCGGAUCUGUUCGUGCGACUUCGGAUGAGGUAUGGCAACCUGCACACCUCAGUCCGGACGCUUCAUCGACAACCCCUGGUCAGACGAAUUCUACCAUUCCAAUCUCCUAUGCAUCUGUCAAGAUAUCAAAGCGGAGACGAAGCAUCACCUCAUCAUACUCCAACGACACCGUCCACAAGAUACGAGGGAGUGACGGUUCCUCUGCGCUAAGAAGAGCGCAAGUCCUCUCUCCGCAAAUGGUAUCCCAGACCCUGUUGAAGAUGAUGGAAACACUUGAGAAGAUGUCACAACGUGCUGAGCGUCUCUCAGACGACGUCAAAGAACUUAGGACUGCAUCGCAGACAUCUAUUGACAGACAAGGCCUAGUGUUAAACGAAGUGAGAGAGGAAGUCGACACUCUGGAACGGAGAACGUACUCGAGAGUUGUCGAAAUAGGACAGUCCAUCACUAACCUGGAAAGGUAUAUCAAAAUGAAGAAGUUUCAUCGCAAAGCAGUUUUUAACGUCGAGAACAUCAGACAACAGAUGGAGAAGACGAACGUAUCAGCUAGGGCGCAAAAUGUGGAGAGUGAUUUGUUUCUUCUUGACGGAUACACAGCUAAGAUUCGUGUGAAAUCAAAGUUUGAGAAGAACAAAGUGUGGUUAAGCGUUUACCUCUGUUUUUGUUCAGGUUCAAAAGAUUCUCUUCUUCAGUGGCCGUUCAGAGAUGAUUAUACACUUUCCAUUUUCCAUCCCAGUAGUUCAGCAAAAGACGUGAACAACAAAGUGACAGCGUCUGCGCCCUCAGCGUGCGCAGGCAACUUUGACAAACCGACUGCAGCAGGAUGUAACAACUGUUGUGGCUCCAGAAAUGGUUUAUCGCGAGAGUCAGCUGAGGAAGGUGGUUACAUUUAUAAUGGCGCAAUUACAGUGGGCGUGACGCUUCAUUGAGGAGAAACAAACCAAGCCUGCGCGUAUAUAUGAAAAUGUUCUCCGCCAACCUCUUUGUUCGCACAAACCGCGUGCAUUCACAUGAAACAAACCUGGGAGUGGUAAGCGCGUGUGUGCGGACGUUGAGAAACAGCAUCCUUCAAAUAAUUCUAUCCACAACGGUUUAUAGAGUAAGAUGUAUCACUGUAAUUUGCAAUUACAUUGUAAUGCAUACUUUCUGUCGAAGGCACGCCCAGGCUUCAAUGCGAUUGGCGGCUCGAAGCCAUCGCGGGAGUAAAAACAAAGCAAAAACCUACAUUUUUUUUUUUUUUUUUACGUUGAUGUAUACUUUGGUGCUGACACAAAAGUAGCAGGCAUACGAGGCUUCAAUGAUUACGGUUAUUUUGAUGCUGGUGAGUCACAAUGCCUUACGCAGGCCACAGUCUACGUGAUGCUCAUGAAGUUACUUGUUACACCAUUUGAAAAAGCAUCGUGGGAUAUGUGUCUUACUCAUUUGGGAUGACGAAAGGUACACUGCUGUCUCUGGGCUUCAAAAUGACGCUUUUUUUUGUGUGUGUUUGUGCUGCUGAUAAGGAGGGCUAAAAUACUUCAACGAAAGUAAACCAAGUAAAAUUCCUAAAAAUGUGGGACAAGGAAAAGGAUGACGAGUGUGUGUGGAUGACGUAUGAGUCAUCUGAGUGUGAUAUUUAAAGACAGUACUAUGUCGAUAAUAAAUUCUUUUGUUGGAAGUUUA